This is a messenger RNA of Haliotis rufescens (red abalone), 1521 nucleotides long. RefSeq names its product proline-rich extensin-like protein EPR1. The record is from RefSeq and is a predicted model, not a curated record. NCBI's taxonomy places the organism in Eukaryota, Metazoa, Mollusca, Gastropoda, Lepetellida, Haliotidae. Bases 1 to 1521 code for a protein of 506 amino acids. The transcript has 4 exons.
AUGUAUGCCGGAGCCUCGAAGGCCCCUGCUGUCUGCUGUGUUAUUCAGGCUCCACCAGUAUCAGACCCUGUCUGCUGUGUUAUUCAGACUCCAGUAUCAGACCCUGUCUGCUGUGUUAUUCAGACUCCAGUAUCAGACCCUGUCUGCUGUGUUAUUCAGGCCCAUGCUGUCUGCUGUGUUAUUGAGGCUCCACCAGUAUCAGACCCUGUCUGCUGUGUUAUUGAGGCUCCACCAGUAUCAGACCCUGUCUGCUGUGUUAUUCAGGCUCCACCAGUAUCAGCCCCUGUCUGCUGUGUUAUUCAGACUCCACCAGUGUCAGACCCUGUCUGCUGUGUUAUUCAGGCUCCACCAGUGUCAGACCCUGCUCCACCAGUAUCAGCCCCUGUCUGCUGUGUUAUUCAGGCUCCACCAGUGUCAGACCCUGUCUGCUGUGUUAUUCAGACUCCACCAGUGUCAGACCCUGUCUGCUGUGUUAUUCAGGCUCCACCAGUGUCAGACCCUGUCUGCUGUGUUAUUCAGGCUCCACCAGUGUCAGACCCUGUCUGCUGUGUUAUUCAGGCUCCACCAGUGUCAGACCCUGUCUGCUGUGUUAUUCAGGCUCUAACAGUAUCAGACCCUGACUGCUGUGUUAUUCAGGCUCCACCAGUGUCAGACCCUGUCUGCUGUGUUAUUCAGGCUCUAACAGUAUCAGACCCUGACUGCUGUGUUAUUCAGACUCCACCAGUGUCAGACCCUGUCUGCUGUGUUAUUCAGGCUCUAACAGUAUCAGACCCUGACUGCUGUGUUAUUCAGACUCCACCAGUGUCAGACCCUGACUGCUGUGUUAUUCAGGCUCCACCAGUGUCAGACCCUGUCUGCUGUGUUAUUCAGGCUCCACCAGUGUCAGACCCUGUCUGCUGUGUUAUUCAGACUCCACCAGUGUCAGCCCCUGUCUGCUGUGUAAUUCAGACUCCACCAGUGCCAGCCCCUGUCUGCUGUGUUAUUCAGGCUCCACCAGUGUCAGCCCCUGUCUGCUGUGUUAUUCAGGCUCCACCAGUGUCAGCCCCUGUCUGCUGUGUUAUUCAGGCUCCACCAGUGUCAGACCCUGUCUGCUGUGUUAUUCAGACUCCACCAGUGUCAGACCCUGUCUGCUGUGUUAUUCAGACUCCACCAGUGUCAGCCCCUGUCUGCUGUGUUAUUCAGGCUCCACCAGUGUCAGCCCCUGUCUGCUGUGUUAUUCAGGCUCCACCAGUGCUCCAUCAGUAUCAGACCCUGUCUGCUGUGUUAUUCAGACUCCAGUAUCAGACCCAGCCUGCUGUGUUAUUCAGGCUCCACCAGUAUCAGACCCUGUCUGCUGUGUUAUUGAGGCUCCACCAGUAUCAGACCCUGUCUGCUGUGUUAUUCAGACUCCAGUAUCAGACCCUGUCUGCUGUGUUAUUGAGGCUCCACCAGUAUCAGACCCUGUCUGCUGUGUUAUUCAGACUCCAGUGUCAGACCCUGUCUGCUGUGUUAUUCAGGCCCCUGCUGUCUGCUGUGUUAUGA